Messenger RNA from Ogataea philodendri, 438 nucleotides. RefSeq lists its product as uncharacterized. The record is from RefSeq and is a predicted model, not a curated record. NCBI's taxonomy places the organism in Eukaryota, Fungi, Ascomycota, Pichiomycetes, Pichiales, Pichiaceae. Bases 1 to 438 code for a protein of 145 amino acids. The transcript has a single exon.
AUGUUGAACUUGAAGGAUAAUGCCGAAGCUCCGGAGUCUGAGCCAAUGACCCCACUAAGCCAUGGUGGUAACAUCUUGAUAUCGGGCGAGCUUAAAUUCGUGGAAAGAUGCAUGGAGAAAUCGGGUCUUGUAGUCAGGAACUCUUCGUGCUGUCUUGAUUUGAAAGUUGGUUUGCUUGCAUUGUCAGGGAGUAAGAAGUGCGAAAGGCCAUGUGACACUGGAGACUUGUCUUUGAAAAAUCUCGGUUUUUUCGCGGAAGAAGCGUUGGACGAUGUGGACGAUGAUGGCGAAGGUAAAGAAACGGUAACAGAUGGCGGUGGAGACAGUAAAUCUUGUUUUGGUAUCAUCAUUACUUUUGGCAUGGAGGCAGAAGUACCCGACUCCAAGCAGGAGGGGUACAAUUCCUGGAACUUUGAAAAGCCUCCUUCCAGAACAUAA